AAAAAAAUUGACCUCGAUCAACUUAUCACGCCGACUCACUCCGCAAACUCAUAGAUCGAUAUACAUACUACAGUUGUGACCCUCGUCCUAGCAAAGCCACUUUUUCCCUUUAUUUUUUAAAACGUUGUCUGAGAUCUUGCAUAGUGUAUUUAUAUCGCGCAACUAUGGCGGGAAAGAAGGGCGGCGAAAACACGAAGAAGGCGGCGGGCAAUGCGAGAAAAGCCGAAGCUGCCGCGCAGAAAGAGGCGGCUGCAAACGCUAGAAAAGCCGAGGAGGAAGCUCGCGAAUGGUCGAAGGGAGCCAAAUCAUCUGCGAAGAAAGAGCAAGCCGAAACCAAAAAGGCCGAAGCAGCCCGUAAAAAAGCCGAACGCGAAGCCCAACUAGCCGCCGAAGAAGCCUCCCUCCCCUCCAAACCCAAAGGCGCCGGCGCAAAAUCCGCCUCGAAAAAGAACCUUCCCCGCGCCGGCACCCUUGAUCUUUCCCAGCUCGACGCCGACGAGAAACCCACAGGGCACAAAAAGGCCACCCCGGCCCUCAACGCCACUGGCAUCGACAACGCGCUCGACGCCCUCUCACUCACCACCUCGUCCGAGACGACCAAGAUCGACCGCCAUCCGGAGCGGAGGUUCAAAGCCGCAUACGCCGCCUUUGAGAGGCGCCGGUUGCCGGAGAUUGAGCAGGAGCAACCGGGCCUGCGGAGGCAGCAACGCAUUGAGGUUGUGCGGAAGGAGUUUGAGAAGAGUGAAGAGAACCCGUUUAAUCAGGCUACCGUUGCGUUUGAUGCGACGAGGGAGGAGGUGAUGGCUGUUAAGGAGGCGGAGAGGAGGAAGAUUGAGGGGCGGUUGGUGGGGAAGAGGGAUUUGUGAUCUUUUUUCUUUCUUUUUUCUUCUGGGUUUGUGUAUUUUCUUUCCUGCGGGUUUUUUGGGGACCGGGUUAGCGGGCACACUGUUUCCGCAUAUAAUUAUGGCGGGUUUUGCUUUCUCUCGUUUGGAAUGAAUGGAUGAAUGGUGAUGAUUGUUUGAUGAUCAUGGCAUGGUUCUAUGUAUUCAUGCAGACGAACAUGGGAUAAGCAGUACAUGAUUUUCCUCAUUCCAUUAUUUCAGGAUAGAUAUUUCUCCUCUCAAUUUUUUGUAUGGCAUAUAUACUGAUCUGAUGACUCGCAAUUAUGCCCCAAAACUUGUGUAUUGACUUUUUGAUUUCUAAGAUAGACUAAGUUCGAUAAAUCAACGGAGAAAUUUCUCUGAUAGCUUCAAAUGAAAAAAGAAAGAUUAGUUUGUCUAUGUUUAUUUAUGACAGUGAUUAAAUAAAGAGAUAUUAUGCUGUGUAAAAUCCAGCAGCAGG
Blastomyces dermatitidis ER-3 is the source of this 1341-nucleotide messenger RNA. RefSeq lists its product as uncharacterized. The transcript is spliced from 3 exons. NCBI's taxonomy places the organism in Eukaryota, Fungi, Ascomycota, Eurotiomycetes, Onygenales, Ajellomycetaceae. Gene Ontology annotation, biological process: transcription by RNA polymerase II. Gene Ontology annotation, molecular function: transcription coactivator activity. Gene Ontology annotation, cellular component: nucleus. The record is from RefSeq and is a predicted model, not a curated record. Bases 165 to 866 code for a protein of 233 amino acids.